Messenger RNA from Diorhabda carinulata, 876 nucleotides. RefSeq lists its product as uncharacterized. NCBI's taxonomy places the organism in Eukaryota, Metazoa, Arthropoda, Insecta, Coleoptera, Chrysomelidae. Bases 133 to 510 code for a protein of 125 amino acids. The transcript is spliced from 3 exons. The record is from RefSeq and is a predicted model, not a curated record.
UAUCUAUUGAACUAAUGACAAUUGACAUUAUUGACAGCUGCUUGUUUAUUUUCAUUGUAAAAAAGGUGUGAACUAAGUUGUAUACAUAUAAUUUGGAAAAGUUUCAACUACAAAAAGUUUAGAUGACUUGCCAUGUCUUCAAUUCUUGAUCACAGAUACGAAUAUUUAAACAGCAAAUACUUCAAAAAACCCGAAUACGGAGAUUUCACCCCAUUUUAUAUCACUGUUACAAUCUGCUCGAUAAUUGUACUGAUUCUAAUAUUACUCAACGUUGUAUUAGGGUGCUGUUCACGACAUUCCGCUUAUUGGCAAGACAGAUAUACAGGUAAUCGUUGGAUCGUAUCUCUUUGGACGUCUACGCCUCAUCAACAACCAUCAUUAGACUACACAGAACUUCAAGGUAUCGAAAUUCAAAAACCAAUUGUGUAUUAUUCAGAACAUCAACCGGCUACUUCCCCAAAAUUGCCUUCACAGUAUUUGGAAUUGCAAAAACGGGAAAGCGACAUUUAAAAUGUUUCAUUUGUAUUGGCCUGCAACUUGCGCACUUACAUUGUUUCUUAUAGUGGGGGUGAUUAUGGUGAUGUUGAAAUGGGGCCCUGUAAUAUGUAAAACUCGCCAUACUGCUUUACCUGAUAGAAAAGUUUAUCAGUAUGGGGUUCGUGCAUAUGAACAAGAAAUUUCUAUUGCUUGAAUAAUGAGUUUAAUGUAUAACAAGUGCCUUUACAAGGCAGCCUUAGUAAUAAUAAUAAAUAAUAAUUUUAUACUAUUUUCAAUUAUAGAUCUGAUUUUAUAUUGAAUCUCAAUUAUUAUUCCGUCCAUUUUAAAUUUGUUUUUUCAAUUUUUCACUAAAAUUUUUUAAUAAAGAUGUGAAUUAAG